AUGUCAGGAUUGGUAUCCAAAUGGGCUACUGAUGAGUCAUUAGUUCAAGAAGCACUCAAGCAAGACUCAAAACAUGACGACCACAAACACAACAGUCUUGAGGAUAGUAAAUGGAAUAAACCAAUAACAAGCAAAGCAUCGGAACCCUUAGUUAGCAAAUGGGCCAACGCUGAUGAUGAUGAUGAUAAUAAUGAAGAGAAAGCUGAAGUAGUGGAAGACAAACAUGCAACCACUAGACCUAAGGGACCAAGAGCCCCUCCUCGUACACCAAAGAAGAAUCACAGAUCUAGCUAUCCCACGCCUCCAUCAUCGGCAGAGAUAGACAGUGCAAACCCAUUGGCACUGAGAUUGGACAUGUUGAAUCUUGGAAAGGAUUUGGGAUCAAGACCUGCAGAGAAAAGAAGAGCAGAUCGGGAUCAUCAUCGUCAUCAUGAACGUGGCACAGAAUCAAUACGAGAGAAGAACCACUCGCACAGAGGUGAACACAGACACAACCAUAGAGAUGAACAUAGACACAGUCACAGACCACGUCAUUCACACAACACUAAUAAACCACAUGACCAUGCUAAGCAGCAACUCAAGCAGGAACUUGAUGAGGAACAAGAAGAGGAGGAGGAAGAGGAUGAGGAACGACAAAAAGAAUUGCUUAAACAAUUUGAGGAAUGGGAAUCACAGCAUAUUGAUUGGGCGGAUAUAGAAGAUUAG
Messenger RNA from Candida tropicalis MYA-3404, 705 nucleotides. RefSeq lists its product as uncharacterized. Bases 1 to 705 code for a protein of 234 amino acids. Lineage: Eukaryota; Fungi; Ascomycota; Pichiomycetes; Serinales; Debaryomycetaceae. The record is from RefSeq and is a predicted model, not a curated record. The transcript has a single exon.